Parastagonospora nodorum SN15 is the source of this 144-nucleotide messenger RNA. RefSeq lists its product as hypothetical. Bases 1 to 144 code for a protein of 47 amino acids. Lineage: Eukaryota; Fungi; Ascomycota; Dothideomycetes; Pleosporales; Phaeosphaeriaceae. The transcript has 2 exons. The record is from RefSeq and is a predicted model, not a curated record.
AUGUCUAUGUCGCGAGUCUACAAGCACGGCUUGAGCAGCACGGCUAUUGAUCCUUCGAACAGUUUUGUCGUGCUCAAGGGCAAGGGCCCCUCCCAGAAACCAGGAAUCCAAGCCUGGGCUGCUAAAGUGGCGAAGAACAAAUGA